AUGGAUGUGCGCUGCACAAUAUGCUCUCCACGGAUCUGCGGCGGGAUCGUCAGCCUCGCGAUUGCCAUACUCGUUAUACACUCACAGCUUUCCUUCAUCGCCGUCGGAUCAAAUCUCCCCCCCGGCGGCUGCGACACGUGCCGCCAGCUGCGCGGGCUGGAAGAUGCGGGGGUGAACGCGCGCAGCCUGCACCGGCACGCGGCGCUCGUCGGCAACUUCAAGGGGCUCUUCCUCAGCCAGCGCGGCAAGUUCAAGAACCACGCCAGAGGAUCCGGCCCCGUCAAUCUCGAGGUUUUCCAGGAAGUUGGUAACCACGUGGCUGUCGUCGACGGCGAAGCUGGCGAUACCCUUGAAAAGUGCUGCGCUGCAUGCAAGCGAACAGCCGGCUGCUACCAAUACCACUUCUUCCGCAGCAACCGGCUGCGCGACAACGUAAAUGUCCGCGGCUUCAUGAGCGGCGUGCAGUGCUACCUGCUCGCGAAAGACAGCGGCGCGGGUCACUCUGGCGAGUACCGGACACCUCUUAGCGGGGAUGUCAAGGAGCAGCGCUCCAUGUCGCCGUAUUUCCCGCUUAGCUGGCUCGGUGGGCUGUGCGACGGAAGCCGCGCAACAGCAACGCCUGGCGUGUCCGCUGCCGCUGGUAAUGAUUCUACAGGCGCACUGCCGCUUGCAACAUCGUCAGCACGGCGCCUUGGAAAACCAUCACGGGCGGCGUCUGCUGUGCUUCGGCGGAGAGCAGAGCGACCGCCGCCGCUGACCCCUCAAGGCCUGCUGAACGCGUCUUUCUGCCUCGUUUCCGACCGUAGAUUGCACAUCAACAUCAAGCUCCGUGAAUCUCCACCGCAGGCUGCUGGUGCUGACCUGGCGGAGGUGUCCAGUGAUGUGGCGUACGCUGCAGCCCCGACAUCCAACCCUGCCUUUGCCCAGAUGUCUACAGCAGCUGCUGCCGAUGCUGCUGCUGCUGCCAGGAAGGAAGCUGAAACGAGAGCAACAGCAGCUGUUGUAAGGGCUGCUCUUGCAAGCACUAGCGAUGAAGUGAGUGGUGUAGUGGAAGGAGGAGAGGGCGAUAGGGAGGGAGCACAGGCAGCUAUCCGGGAGAUUGGGUUUGUGUGGGUGGCCGAUGGGCUGCAUUCCCUUCGCAUGGCCGUAACACCCAAGGUAAACGCUGAGAACAGCAGGAAUAUCGCAGAUACUGCUGACAGUUUGUUGUCCCUUCUGGAGCUGGAUGGCGUGCCGCUGUCGGCCCCAAAAGCAGUGGGAGAUCGGGUGACUGGAUCAGGAGGGUUGGUACUUAGCAAAGUGGCAGAGGAGAGUGAGUGGCCUGUGAACAUGGUGAAGUACAGAGUGGAGAUUCAGGGGCUGAUGGUGGUGGAAGUACGCGCAAGCAUCGUGCGAGGCGAAGGGGAUGCGGGUGAAGGGCACCUAUCUGUGAAGCUGAUGAAGGUGAAGGUGUCUCCCACGGUCAAUGGACUUCUGGUUGCUGCGCUGCCAGAUAUGGCCCUUGCGGCUCGCCUAUCAUCCUCCAGCAUCGUAGCUGUUUCGACUACACUCCCAGCUGCUGCCGGAUCAGCUGGAUCGGCGCGUUCCGCAAAUCUUCUCGCAUCCUCGCGCGCUGAUUGGUCGCACGGCCUUAGCCUCCGAUCGUUGCCGUCAGUCGCUGCUAACGUGUCAAGAAGUCGAAGCAGCGUCAGCUCGAUCAAGUGUAUGGCGGAGGCGUCGCAAACGACUGCAGCCGCUGCGGUCUCGUCGCCAGCCACUGGCCUCCGCGUUUUCCGGCUCGCUGACCUGGCAGAGGAUGACGUGGCGCAGCUGCUCACCAGGCCGCGCAUAGACUUCACCUCCAUCUUCAGCACCGUGGGCCCGAUUGUGGAGGAUGUGAGGCAACGAGGUGAUGAGGCUGUUAAAGAGUACACGGAGAGGUUUGACCGAGUCAAACUGGAUGACGUGGUGGUCAGAGUGGCAGAAUUGCCUGAUCCUGAGCUGCCUGCUGACGUGGCAGCAGCGUUUGACGUGGCGUUCAGCAACAUCCACAAGUUCCACCUGGCACAGAUGCCGUCCAGCUCAUUCCAAGUGGAGACCAUGCCGGGCGUGGUGUGUGGGCGAGUGGCGAGGCCCAUAGAGCGGGUGGGGCUGUAUGUGCCCGGGGGUACCGCUGUGCUGCCGUCCACUGCUCUCAUGCUCGCUGUGCCGGCAGGCAUAGCAGGCUGCACCACUGUGGUGGUCGCCACUCCUCCCCGCCCGGAUGGUUCAAUCUGCCCGGAGGUGCUCUACUGCUGCAAGAAGGCCGGCGCCACUCACAUUCUCAAGGCGGGAGGGGCCCAGGCUGUUGCAGCUAUGGCAUGGGGCACAGCCACCUGUCCCAAGGUGGACAAGAUCUUUGGCCCGGGCAACCAGUACGUGACAGCAGCCAAGAUGGCGCUGCAGACCAGCGAGGCCAUGGUGUCAAUUGACAUGCCUGCCGGGCCCUCUGAAGUGCUCGUGAUUGCCGACGAGACGGCUUCUCCUUCCCACGUCGCUGCCGACCUGCUCUCCCAGGCGGAGCACGGGCCAGACAGUCAGGUGGUGCUGGUGGCGGUGGGCGAGGGGGUGAAUCUGGCAGCCAUUGAGGCCGAGGUGGAGCGCCAAAGGGGGGAGUUGCCUCGAGGGGACGUUGCUGCCAAGGCACUGAGCCACUCUUAUGUGGUGGUGGCUGCUGAUAUCAACGAGGCGUGUCUCUUCUCCAACCGCUACGCCCCCGAGCAUCUCAUCAUCAACGCUGCACAGGCUGUCGAUUGCCUGCCCCUCAUCCGCAACGCUGGGUCUGUCUUCCUGGGUCCAUGGACCCCAGAGAGUGUGGGAGACUACGCCAGUGGCACCAACCACGUGCUGCCCACUUACGGCUACGCGCGCAUGUACGGCGGUGUCUCGCUCGACGCCUUUUUCAAGCACAUCACCGUGCAGUCGCUCUCCGCCUCGGGCCUGCAGCUGCUGGGUCCCUCUGUGGCUAAGAUGGCCGAGGUUGAAGGGCUCGAGGCGCACAGGCGUGCGGUUACCCUACGGCUAGCGGAUAUCGAGGCUGCUUCCCAGUGA
Messenger RNA from Closterium sp. Naga37s-1, 3069 nucleotides. NCBI's taxonomy places the organism in Eukaryota, Viridiplantae, Streptophyta, Zygnematophyceae, Desmidiales, Closteriaceae. The record is from the annotation of a GenBank genome assembly.